Elephantulus edwardii (Cape elephant shrew) is the source of this 3201-nucleotide messenger RNA. RefSeq names its product helicase (DNA) B (gene HELB). Bases 1 to 3201 code for a protein of 1066 amino acids. Lineage: Eukaryota; Metazoa; Chordata; Mammalia; Macroscelidea; Macroscelididae. The transcript has 13 exons. The record is from RefSeq and is a predicted model, not a curated record.
AUGGCCAAGCUAGAUCAGGACUUGCGGGAGCUUCUGGGACCUCUGCGCCCGUUCAAGGACCUGGUGGAGGAAGAUAAUGAGUAUUUAAAAGAGGAUGUAGAGGAAGAUGAAGACCCAGUGUUUAUCGAUGCUGAGGAGCUCUGCAGCGGGGGCAUUAAGGCUGGUUGCCUCCCUGAUCGCCUUGGAGUUUCCAUUUAUGAUGAAAAUACCCAAGAAAAAUAUGACGUUUGGGGACGUUUUCCAUUAAUAGGUCCUUGGUGGCGAGUGAGAGUCCGAGUGAAGCUGGUGGGAAAGCACUAUCAGACACAAGGGUUUCCAUCCUACUUUUUACAGUCUGAUAUGUCACCACCAAACCAAUACCAUAUCUGUUCCCUGUUUCUUAAUGAAUGUAAUGUCUCCGAUGAAUUUAAAACUAAGUUUUUUAAAUGGGUAAAUGAGGUGUCAAGCUACAAAAACCUGAACUUUGAAAAUAUUAGAGAAGUAUUAAGAACUUUCCAAAAGGAGAGAGAGAAGAAAAGUAAAAAUAAAUCAGCCCAGAGUGAACAGGAAGAGCCACUCCCAGAUCAUCAGAUGAGUCUUCCACUGGAAAACACAAUUCCAUUUCAAAGUGUCAUGAAAGCUUUGCAGUUUCCGAAAAUCAUGGAAUUCCUCCCAAUUCUUCUGCCUCGAUAUUUUAAACAGCUCAUCAGUGCAGAGUCUACAGCAGUUUUGGAAAAGAUCGAAGAGAUUUUGAAUACUCACCCAUGGAAACUUGGGUUUAAUAAAAUAACCUACAACGAAUUGAAGCUCUUGCGAUGUGAGGCAAAUUGGACAGCCUUCUGUCAGUGCAAGUCUCUUCUUCAGUUGAUGACGGAUCUAGAGAAAAACGCAUUAAUAAUAUAUUCUAAGCUGAAGCAGUUAUGUAGAGAACAGGGGCACACUUGUAUUGAACAAACGGAGUUAACUUCUGAAUUGUCAAACCAAAUGUCUUUUUACGAUGCUUGGCAGUCUCUGAAAUUUCUGAAGGAUUUUGGGGUGGUGACUUAUGAAAAAAAAUUUAUCAUUCCUUGUGACCUUUACUGGGCUGAAAAAGGCAUUGCGUCUUCAAUCUGCCACCUGAUGUCAAAACCUCCUUGGAUUCUGCAGGUAGACGUGAAAAAGGUUCUUGCUUCUCUUCAGGCCUCCAAGCCUGUGAAUUCAGAUAAUGAUGAUGCUUUGGUUGCAAGUGAACCUGAUGAAACAGUGUUAGACAAAUCUGUGCACAUUCUGGACAUGCAGAACCAGCAGGACCAGAAUGAUGACAGAGAACUGACUGCAGACAUCAGUGAAGUUCAGCUGGAUCAGGAUCAGGUGACUGCUUUGGAAAUGAUCUGUGCAAAUGCUGUGACAGUCAUAAGUGGGAAGGGUGGCUGUGGGAAGACCACAAUUGUUAGCCACCUUUUCAAGCAUAUAGAGAAGUUGGAAGAGAGUGAAGUGAAAAAAGCUUGUGAAGAUUUUGAGCAAGACCAUGACGCGUCAGAAGAAUGGCUGACCUUUACCGAGCAGAGCCAAACAGAGUCAGGCAAGGCUAUUGAAGUUUUACUUACAGCACCUACAGGAAAAGCAGCCAGCUUACUGCGACAGAAGACUGGCCUUCAUGCCUACACGCUGUGUCAGGUCAACUAUAGCUUCUAUUUGUGGGAGACAAAUAAGACAACAGAAAACAAGCCCUGGAAAUUUUCUUCAGUGAGAGUGCUGGUUGUGGAUGAAGGGAGUUUGGUAUCUGUAGGCAUCUUCAAAUCAGUCUUAAAUUUAUUGUGUGAACACUCCAGACUUUCCAAGCUUAUUGUCCUUGGUGAUGUUAGACAGUUACCCAGCAUUGAGCCUGGCAAUGUGUUGAAAGAUCUUUUUGAGACUCUUAAAGCAAGAAAUUGUGCUGUUGAGCUAAAGACAAACCACAGAGCAGAAUCUCAGCUAAUUGUGGACAAUGCUACAAGAAUCUCCAGGCGCCAGUUUCCAAAUUUCGAUGUAAAACUGGAUGUAACUGAUUACCUCACUCUACCUAUCUCAAUUCAAGAGAAGUCAUUUAUUUUUGUCCGACUUCCAGAGGAGGAUGCUGGCUCUCAGAGUUCUCAGUCAGCAAAAAAUAAUCAUCACUCCUAUUUAUAUUCUGUGGUGGAAGCUUUACUCAAUGAAGAGGACCUAAAAAAUCAAAAAACAUCACAAUUUAUUGCAUUUAGAAGACAGGACUGUGAUCUGAUCAACCACUGCUGUGCCAGGCACUACACGGGACACUUAAACACAGACCAUCAGAAUAGACUUGUCUUUGGAAUUGGUGACAAAAUUUGUUGUACCCGGAACGCAUAUCUCUCUGAUUUACUCCCUGAAAGUGAAAACUUUGAUGACUCUCCUCAGAAUUUUGCUAAAAAAAAAAAUAAGCGUAACUACAAAAAUGAUAUUCGACUGUGCAAUGGAGAAAUAUUUUUCAUAACAGGAGAUAAAACUGAUGUAACUUUCAGGAAGAAAAGAUAUUUGACUAUUGAUAACAAUGCUGGCUUGGAAGUAACUGUGGAUUUUGUAAAACUAAUGCAGUUGUGCCGCAUAAAACAUGCCUGGGCAAGAACUAUCCAUACAUUCCAGGGUUCCGAGGAGCAGACAGUCGUGUACGUGGUUGGGAAGGCGGGUCGCCAGCACUGGCAGCACGUUUACACUGCGGUGACCAGGGGCCGUUCUAAAGUGUACGUCAUUGCCGAAGAAUCUCAGCUCCAGAGUGCAAUUAAAAGAAGCAGCAUUCCCAGAAAAACACGUUUAAAAUACUUUUUGCAAAAUAAUCUGCUGUCCAUGAACUGUGUACCUCCAGUCGAACGUCCAUCCUCAUCCAAAAGCUCUGGAGAAGCUAGAAAGGCUGGCACGCAGCUCUCCGCAUCUCUACUGCCUUCAUCUGGGAAUGACACUGGGACAGACGAUGUCUCCUGGAGCAAAGCUUCUACACUUAAUGGCUGGACAUCAACUUCUGCUGAAAGGUGGCGCCUCCCUUCCUCUGUUGAGGCGUUUCCAGAUGAAAGUCCGUCCAAAGUACAAGGGAUCAAAAGAGCCUGUGGUGGGAAUGUUAAGGAAAGCCCAAGCAAAGUUUUUAUGGUGGAAGAAUCGUCUCCACAAGUAUCUUCCAGACUUGAGAAUUUGAGACUGAAUAGUUUAGUCCCCAGGCAACUUUUCAAACCUGCUGAUAAUCAAGGAACUUAA